This is a messenger RNA of Amoebophrya sp. A25, 10223 nucleotides long. Lineage: Eukaryota; Dinophyceae; Syndiniales; Amoebophryaceae. The record is from the annotation of a GenBank genome assembly.
AUGAAAGACAAAGACUGCCUUUCUCCGGCAGUAUAGUCAGUAGUUGUAUGCGUGGCGUGUCCUCUCCGAAGGAAAACUUUGAUCAAGAUGGUAGUGGAGAAUGGGACAACAUCAACUACGGGAGGUGGAUCAUCCGCCUCAUCCUCUUCGGAGUGGAGAGGCACAGCAUCAGCAUCAGCAACGUCUUUUAAGGCUCAACUUUCAAUGGUCACCAUUGAGAUUGGAGUCACUGAGAUCGAAGAGGCGACCCCUUCUCGAGAGAACCAACAGGGGAAAUAAACGAAGGGAACAAAGGGGAGAGCUUUGAAGGGGGUCUCUUCCAUUCAGAGUCAUGAUGACCACUGAGUGCUGAGCUUUAAGCCUUUCGCUUCUCCGACGUCGAGGAGUGGUAGCAACAGACUUCCUGUGUCGAUGUCAACUCGUGCCCCAGCUGCCCUGAAGAAUAGCAUUACCGCACAGCUGAUACAAGAGCAACAUUUCGGCACUUCUACGAUAUCUGCCGCUAGCAGUGGAUCGAAGAGCAAGAUCAGUGCAGCGUCCUCUAAGGAUUCAGAUUAUGAACAAGAAUGUUGUCCCUACUACAUGUUGUGAGUGAGUGAAUGGCGUGCAGUUGAGUCAGUGUCUGAGGACAGAAGUGGAUGCUUGACCUACAUAAUAUUCUGCUUGUGCUGAGAAUAGCAGUACGUCCAGGCUUCUAUGAUCAACACACAUAGUUAGAAAUAUAUUGUGCGUCUUGCAAUUUCAGAGUCGUUGUCGUCCAAGUACAUUUAGAAACACGCCUGCUACUAGCUGACCACCCACUUUUUACCCACUUACUUUCAUCUUUUCCCCCGUCAGCUACAACCCCGCGGCCAGCACGAUAUGAACAGUAGCUGGAACGAUUUCCUGUACGAGAGGACUCUGGUGUGUCUCAACCUUGAGAUCUCCUGCGUUGCUUUGGCACCGUGUGGGACGUUUUUUGUGGUAGGAAAUGGCAGUGGAGACGUCAAGGUCUACGACAUGGAGGCCUACGCUGAAACACAUACGCUGAAAUUAUGGAAGGGUGAUUUAGUAUGUUCUUUGUUCAGCACGAAGAGAGUGAGACGAGACUCAAGUGUUGCGUUGCAAGAUUAUAUAGAUAGUGUGUAGUAGCAUGAGUUCUUUACCUCUGUGUAAGUAAGUUUUGCUUCAAAAACGGCCAUCCAGGGUUGGGCGUGAAGUACAUGACCAUGACCAUGUAGUUAGGUCUGUGAAUAUGACCGCAAUCAGAUAAUACAAGACGAUACUGUGUGUUUUCCAUUUCUAAUCCCAACUAGUGCCAGUUCCUGUGCGCCGAAGAGCAUUCUUUGCACCAGCAAGGAGGUUGGAAACCGUAGCGUGACCGAGCAUCUGAUCGUUUUGAUUAAGGCUUGUUGAAUGGUAUCAGAUGGGUCGGAAAGAUGAUAUGCAUGCUUGCUACCUACAAUUAUUGACACUAAAAAUAUCCAACUUCGUGACAAAAGACGUCUUUUUCAAGUUCAGAAGAGAACAAACGGGUACUGUACUUGUACUCCUUCUCCUACCUCGUCUUGUUGCAACCGAGGAUAUAUAAGGUACAACUAACAUGAUCUUCUUACCGCAAGAUGAGUCCCCUUGAUUUCUUGCAACCAGAAAAAGAACCCCAACUAAAAACAGUAACAUCGAAACUCUUGCGCUUCUAAUCUCCGUGGUGACGGUAUUCGCGUGUUUUCAGUCCAGAACGAUUUUGCUUUCGUGCACUGCAUACAGCCACCGUUUUCGAAGAUGUUGGAUACCCAAAACGUCCAUGAAAAAAGUGCGAAUAGUCGACCCGGAAGCAAGGAGAGAGUGGAAGGUAUUCCUCUAUCGCAGUGAAUUGCUUGGGAAUUGUAUAAUGCAAUCAGUUUCUUUCUUUUAAGUAAAAUAAGUAAGUAGUUUCUUGAAUUCUAAGGCCAAUGAGAUUGUAUCUUUCCGCCGGUAGUCUAGGAGUACUACUUGGGAUGCCAAUCAAUCAGUCGCUGUUCACCAAGAUUGACUGCCGUGCAGCGACUGUGAUAUACAACGAGCUCCACACCACAGAACAAGAACGCUCCACAUGGCAAUGCGUAGCCUUCCAUCCGCGCAGUGCGACUUCAGUGAGAACACAACGCAAGGACAACACUAUUGUUGCGUGUGCUGACAUGGCGUUGGUAGUGUAUUCUACCAUAGAUUGGGGUGGCGCGACGAGUACACCAAGAAUACUUCGUUCGGUGCUCAGCUGGGGACCGCCGACGAUUAUGAUGAGUUUUUGUUUGCUUGAAGAAAGAACUUGCUUCGUUGGUAAUGAGAGUCGUCCUCGUAGGCGCACCCAGUAUGUAAUUUGGAUGAUCUUAUAAAUAAGGGGGUAAAUAAUUGAUUGAAAGGGUGGCAGCAUAUAGUCCUAACUCAAAAAAAAAAAAUCUACGGUGAUCAUGAAGGAUCAUAACAGAGACGCUCACAUGACAAGGUAACCCCCUGAAACUUGUGUAUUGAAGCAACUUUCUUCGCAAGUUAGUAGUAAUAGCAACAAUAGAAGUGCUCCGCUAAUGUGGGUUGUGUCUUCACCCCAGCUGGUACUAGACUCAUCGUCGGCCACGCUUCUGGCAGUAUCACUGUGUGGAAUAGUCACACGUUUGCCAUGGAAAAGACGCUCAGUGGACACCAAGGUGCUGUGACGAGUUUUGACUUUUAUAGAGAUGAAAUCAUGGAGGAGAUCGAUUUGGUGGCAACAAGGAGCGAAAGCGAAACUGAACCGAUGGCGACGGGGAGUGAGACGAUAUGGCAUAGUUCUAUUCUUUGUGACCUCUGUCUGACUUAGAGAAAAGUGACAAGAACACAUAAAGAUCAUUAAUGAAGGUGACUAACAAGAGCUGGAACAAGAAGUAAAAGACAUUUUUUUUGAUGCUGAAGAUUUCUCAGAUAGAUGUUGACGCAGGCUUCCUUGUUAAAGAUUCUCACGCCACACCCUUUUCUUGUAGACUGAUGAAAUCUAGACUAUAGGUAGUUGCGCUAGUCUUCCUCUAAGCACCGAAACGGAUUGUUCGGUCAGUAGUCGAAGUCCGAACAAAAACGGGAGGCGAACUACUCGAGCAGCCUUGGCAAACAACUCACAGACCGACUUGCUAGGAGAUAAUACGAUAAGGUCACGCACGGACGAGGCUGGAAAGAAGAAGAAGAAUACAGCACUAGUGCGCAAAAAGAGGACACUACUUGUUAGUUACGGCAUUAGUAUGUCACUAUCUAGUUCUAGUUGUUUGAGGUAUUCUGAGUGGUGGCCGCCUUGAUCCAGAGUGGAAACGACCAUCAAAGGGAAAGGACGCAAAUAAGAAUCACUUAAGUGCUCAACCACAACGACGAAGGAAUAGUGAUAAUUCAUUGACUAGCUCUAAGCAGCUUGUAGUCGUGACAAGAGCAUGCGUCUGUGGAGCAAUUUGCAGGAUGAAGACGCAGCAGGGUGGCAACUGCUCACUACAGUCCCUCUAGAACCUGGCGUCCACAGCCCAAAGAUAUUCCAAGAUACCGCGUCUUCAAACUUCAGUGCGCUAAAUACUGGACCUGCAUCAACAAAUUUUCAUGCGGGAUCGUAUUAUGCGAAUACAGCGCCGAACGGUAAAAAUGGAGCAGGAGUUAUGCAAGCAGGAGCAGGUGUAGGAAAUGCAUCUUCAAAUAUUAUUUAUGGCUAUGUUGGCACCUAGACGAAGAUGAAUUCGCCUGAGAUGCAUUUUCUACGCCUCUAAAGGAAGUGCAACUAGCACAGCUUCGACAGGACUGAGCACUUCUGGAGGACAAUUUUUCACUAGUAGUUGGUGCCUCUGUGUCGCACCACGAUUACUCGUCUGGCGCUUGAAGACUGUGAUAUCGACAACAGCUUCGAGGGGAACGAUUUUAUGAAAAAUGGCAAAUAAGUAUCAAGAUCAAGAUCUCAAAUCUAUUUCAAAAAGUCUAAUCCCUUCCGGCGACAACUACAGUAUCGUUUUCGAGCCGUUCCAGCGCCUCAAAAGUACUGGUAUGGACACUCCACAGGUUGCGGCCUUCUCUCCAGAUGGCAAUCGAGUCAUUGUUGGGUCCAACGAUGGCGUUUUAGGCGUUUUUAUCCGGAAAAAACAGCUCUUCGCAGAACACACUAGGGAUUACGAUCACGAAUCGCUAGCCUUCGAGCAGAAAAAGAAGAUUCGCGAGGUUGUGAAGUGCAUUUUGGAGCGCGAUUUGCGUGCGAAUGCAGCUUUGGUUAUGGCUUUACGGUAAAGACAUGCUCAUCCACAAGAACAGACUCCACCGUGGUCUGUUUUCUAAAAACGAAAGACAGUUCAUUCUAGUUCCUAGUAGAAGGAUGUUUAGAAGGACGGAAGGACCGGGGAGGACUUCUGAUCAUGUAGCUCUAAUUUGUCAGCGUCAGCAGAGUUGACGAAAUCGAGAGGACUGAAUGGGAUCGAACUCCUGCAAAAACAGUUUCAGAAUUCGCAUUUGAGUGGUCGAGCUUUGAAGGAAAUGAGUCUGUUGCAGCAGCAACAGUUGAAUCCGUACCUGAAUUCCUCCAGUGGAGCAGCUGCAGAACUUGCGACGAGAUUGAGCAAAUUUAAGGCCGCCCUUGAUGAAGAUUUAUCUUGUUUUGUGAGGUGCAUAGAUAAGGGUUUCUGUUUCUUAGUUGUAGAAAAUGGUAAAUUUCCAGUGCCUUUUGUAGUAAGUCUAAGUUAAAGUUCUAACAAAUUACUGCCAGCACCGGAAAUGAAGUUUCUGGACCACGCUCAUGCGCGCAUUGUCACAGCGAGUAGUUGCCUUCAGUUACUCGAGCAGAUUCACAAGGCAGUUUUGCGGAAAGAAGAAGGCGACCGACAGAAAGCUUUCGAGGAAGAGACCGAAAGGGAAGAAAAGAAGAAGCAAAGUCUCGUGGGAGAGCAAUUGAUGGCACUGCCGAAAGAUGGAAAUGGGUCGUCGUACUACUACAUGAGCGGAGGAUCAUCUUAAGGCACCUCGUGGUAAUUCUUCUGUGUCAUUCAGUUUCCCAGGAUUCUGAGGUCUAUCGACAGCUCCUCUAAUCAUUAGCAUCAGGCGGCCAGGUGGUGAUGUGUACACAGAGUGGCAGUCCUAGGAGUCUGUUUCGCGGUAUCGCCAUUCAACCCGAAGGCGAAACGUUGCCGGAGUUCAUUUUCGAACAUGAAUUCACUACGAAAUGCAAAUUCGCAGCAGAAAGGAUAGAAACUCUAGGCUUGCCGUUUCUAAAACAACUGUGGAAAGAGAAGGGAUGGACAUUUCCGGAAUCUUCAGCUAUGAUUAAGGCUUAGUUCUUACCGUAAUUAUUCAUCUUCAGAAGCUCAAUCUUGAAGCUGUCGCUGUCAUCGCAUAUAAGUACAUGGGAAGAGAAAAAGGCAUCAAGAUGCAUCUCAAAAUGAAUAUGGAAGGUGAGCUGCUCUAAUCUGAAUGGGGGAAUUGCAACUAGUAAUGGAGGAGCAACAUCAUCAUCAUCAUCAUCAUCAUCAUCUACUUCUUCUGUGUCGGGAGAUAGAGAAGAUGCGACAAACUUAGUCAACGUCACGGAGCAAAGCAUUCUCUCUUUGCGUAGACGCGGUGCUGAGUCUCCGUCGCUGUUUAAACUCCUUGCAGCUACAGGCGACGGGCUCAAGGGCGUUCCAGAGGAAGUGCGCGCAAAAAUCACGGGAAUAGAAUAUGGGGAACUUUUCAAAGACUUCUUCCUGAAGGCUUUGUUGUUGCACGAGUUCGGCCAUUUAGAGGAGGAGGAGGAUGACGAAUUAGACGCCGGAAGUAGUACGGUGUUAAAGAAUUAAGGCUUCCCCUAAUCCCUUCGUAGAAGCAUUUUUGGGGUUCGUUUUCCCAUACUUACGAGGAAGGCAACUCCACCAAGAUGCAUCUCAAGAUGGAUUUUGAUGGUGAGCUCUAAAACAGCGCAGCUCUUGGAGGUGGAUCUAGGAAGAACACUAGGGCGGUUACCAGUGCUAUGGGUGCACAAGGACAACUGUUAGGAGACAACAACUACGACCGCAGUGUCAUGUGGGGUUCAGGCUCGUCAACACCUAGUUCUAAAGAACAAAUGGCAUCAGCAGGAGGCCUUCAAUUAUGGUCAUCAGCCUUUAACUUUGUCCAUCUUUGCUCUCGGCAUCUUGGUCCCCUCCUUGUUUUGUCCUGUACUAUUCCUAUGAACUACUAGACUUCAGCGCCCGGUAGCUCUCCCUCCACGAGAAUCCUCCACCUCCUUCGCGCAUUUCCUUCGCCAGGACGCGCCUCCCCCGCUCCUCUUCCGCCAGCUCGCGGCGCUUUCCUGGCGAAGAGGUCCGCGCCAGAGGAGUCGGAGCAUAGGCGCCGCGGAAUUUCACAGAGGAGGCCGCUCCUGUCUCUGAGGUUUUUGAGAUGUCUCAAGGUUUGCCCGCUUUUGAAUUUAGUGCAGGGCUUUGGCUUGGGAGUCUUGAGUGCGAAGCUUCGCGCGUAAGUCUUUGAGGUGGAGACUUGGGGCGAGAUUGAUUGAAGCUUUUGGCUUGCAGCUUGAAGCUCGCGGCCGCUUUCAGUGUGAAGCUUUGAGCUUCAGCGAAGCCUGAGGCGUAGAGCUUCGAGCUUGGACUUGCAGGCUGAAGCUUUGGACUCGAGCGGAGUGCUGGGUUUGAAGGUUUGGCCUGAGGUCUUGGGUCUGAAGUUUUGGACUUAUGAUCUUGGAUCUGAGGCAGGCUUUGGGUAGGAAGUGUUGGGCUUCAGGCGUUUGGCUUGAAGUCUUGGCUUUGAAGUUUUGGGCUUGAAGCCUUGGACUCGAAGUUUUGGGCUUGAAGUUUGGGGCCCGAGGCCUUGGGCUUGAGGCUUUGGGCUCGAGUUUUUAGAUUUGAGUUCUUGAAUUUGAAAAGCUUGGAACUGAAUUGCGGCUGACAAGGUCAAAACUUUGCGGCUUUUGCGCAAAAUAGCAAAGCUCUUGGGCUUUGUCGCUUAGAAUCUAAAUUGAUGAGUGCGUGGCUCUAGUGUAUUUGGUUCGAGUGUAUUUGGUUCAGGUGUAUUUGGUUCAAGUGUAUUUGGUUCAAGUGUUUUUGGUCUGAGUGUUUUUGGUUCAGGUGCUUUGGGUUCCUUCAAGUGCUUUCGGUUCAGGUGUUUUCUGUUCGGAGCUUGGAGGGGUGUUGUUGAUUUUUUAUUAUGCGCCUACAGGCUAUCGAUUUUAGCAAGUUUUUCUGACGUUCAAUCUCUUGGAUUCGAAUGCCCCAAAUCCAAAAAUUUUCGACUUGAGCUAAUUUUUCUGAAAUUCAACGUCUUGGAUUUGAAUUACUCAAGUCCAAAGGCUUUCUUCGGCUUUAGCAAGUUUCUCAGGCAACCAGCCUUUCAAUUUCUUGGAUAUGAAUUUCUCAAGUCGAUUUUAACAGGUAUAGCUGAGAUUCAACUUCUUGGAUUUGAAAAAUUUCGACUUUGACAAAUUUUGCUGACAUUCCAUUUCUUGGAUUUGAUUCGCAAGCCCUCGCAAGUUCCCAAGUUUCAUAAGUUUCGUAAGUUCUUAGGUUCGUAAGUUCCUAGGUUCGUGAGUUCGUAGGUUCGUGAGUUCAUGGGUUUGAAUUUGGAGAGUGCAAGUUUGGCGGGGUUGUUGUUAAAUUUUUUUUAGCUCUUUAACAUUACAAGGGAGGUAACAAAGGAGUCCAGGAGAUGAGGCCACCGAGUUGGAUAAAAGAAGAUGCCUCUAAUUUAAAGCGCAAGUGGUUCGCAGAGCACAACGCCUGUGGUUCGCAGAAGUAAGAACUACUACACUCCGAAGUACAACGAAAAAAUGCGCUCUGUAGGUUCAGAAGUCGAUGGAUCCGCCGACGCUUUUGCCUCUAGCAUGAAAGUGAACACACAAUCCAGUACACAGUUACUCAAUAGUUCUACUAGUAGUGGCUCUAGUACUUUGGUGGAUCAUAUUUCGUCAUCAGCAGCGACUUCUUUCCACACAAACAACACCAAUGCAGGAAGAGUAGGUGUACAAUCAGUACAACAGCCACAGCGUUCUAUUGGAGGAGCUCCACAGUUGCAUAUAGGAGGAAGCCUGCAGUCUAUGGUGGACUCAUCUUCACCUAGUAAACUACAACAAGGAACUCCGCCACCAGUUAUGGUCAGCUUUUUCUAGACAUGAUUUUUCUCUCUCUCAGCAUCUCGAGAGUAGAAGGAAAAACAAAGGGGUCGAAAUGAAAGGACAUCAGAGAGAGAGACGAAUAAAAGCGGAAACUUGUUGGAGUCUGCGCAGUCAGAUCUUUUGCGAGUAAGAAUGAAUGAGUGAAUGAAUGAAUGAGUGAGUGAAUGAGUGAAUGAGUCAUCUCUAAGCCAGGAGUUAUUAGUUAUGACGUAGACGAUCCAUUUGCGCGUUUGUUGCGACGUGGCCGCGGUCAAUCUUCAGCAGCAGUGAUUGGCGGAGCCUCGACUCCCUCGUGUACUCCUUCACGCGGAAUAAACCAAAGCUUCAACUUCUCUGAGGGGAGUCAUGUUGUGAUCAAAACAAGGCCUGGAUCACGUGGACAACCUGGAUCAAGGGGUACUACUACGCAUCCCUCGUUUGCUGGUCUUCAUGGGGGUGCGUUGUCAGGACUCUCUACUUCGUCGACUGAUUCAUCUUCCAGUGCCCUCGUGAAUAGAACUCAAAGUAGUCAAGCCAGCAGCAAUAAUUUGGUUCAGCAGGAGGCGUCUGCAGUUUCCGGAGGUAGCGCUGGCGCAGGGAGUGAUCAAGCAGUUGUAGGGAACAGUAUAUUAAUCUCAUCUGGACGAGAGACACCUGCAUCUUCUUCCACACAACAGCAAGCAGCACAAGCACCAUCACAGGCAGAUCCUUACGCCUCUCCGGUCCGAAAGGCUCCAACAGCUGUUUCCUCCUCUCAAAAAGCAAACCCGAUACUAUCGGACUCUUUGUCGAAGAUGAUGGAUGACCAUUUACAACAAAAUUAAGGCAACUACUUAAUCAGAACAUUCUCAUUCUCUUUCUCAGCAUCUUUUCUUGACGAGGUAUCUUCCUUAUGGGAAAAGUAAACGUCCUCAGGGAAGAUGCAGUCAGGGAUGCAAAUUGUGCGGUAGCAGUCUAAGAAAACCAUAACCAACAGGCGAACACUAGUGGCAAUGCCAGGACAACGCCUCUGAGCAAAACACCAAAAGCAUUUUUCAGCGGUAGUCCAUCGAAAAGAGGAACUAUGUCGUAUAUCGGUAAUCAAGUCGUUGGAGGAGGUGCAACUCCUGUUGCGCCUAGCGAAAAGAAUAGCUCCACAGCAGGGGCUUCCAACAUAGUGGAGGUUCCCGAGACGCGGUCUGUCACGCUAUCGCAAGCUAUCAGUCUGCGUCGAGGUUCCUCUGUGCCGAAUCUAGCCGCACAAGCGUUCGUUACACCUGAGAAACAAGGUGGUCGUGGAAUGAUGCUGAGUACUAUGGGCGGUUCGUCGCAGACUCCUUCAGCAGCUGGAGGUGUACGAGGUGGCGCAACGCCGGCAAGUACGAGGAGACAUCCUGGGUUUGCUUCAGGUGUGAGAACUGGCGCAACACCGUCAGCGCGCACAACGACAACCGCUGGGCAUUUAACGGCGACUGCGGGCAAGACGAAACUAGUGCUGGCGGAUCUGUGAGGUUUAGUAUUACAUUUGCUAAUAGAGACGAAGAAAAGUAAGAUUUUUUGUCAUAAUGUAGAUGUACGGAUAGGAAAGUCAGCUUCGUAUCCUAUGAAUGAACAAAAUACAUACUUAUGCGAUACUUCGAACACUAAAAGUGAAGAAAUAACAUUCACGUCGAACCUAUUCUUAAGAGUCCUAUCGAAGCAACAUGAUUUCGAUUUGUAAAACACUAGAAGAAAAUGAAAACUAGAAUGUCCUCCUAUAGUGUGAUUUCUAAAAAAAUCGCUACUCUUGCAUGGAAUCACUGUACUAGCAAAUCAAGCUCUACUACCAUUGAUUGGUUGGGAAUCGAAAUGUAGCCAUAGAUACUUAUGCUUGUCGUCAGUCUUGUAGCCGUAUCUUCCACCAAUUGAACUUGAUCAUGCACGCAUGCCUUUCAUCUGGUCAAGCACAAAGCCCCUAAUUAUACUUAUACAAUUUUUGAAGGCUUUUUUGUAAAUAUGUUGCCAGUGGUGCGGCACAAUGCACAGAUAUGUUGUAGAUGAAACGAGGAGAAAUCGUACUUCAGUCGGCCUGUUUGCUACACAACAUGAGCACAAAACAAAGAAAACAAGAAAAGCCGAAGGAUUUGAAUGAGUCGAAGGAUUUGAAAGGAGUAACAGACCAGACGCGUCAGAUGUAGCGGAG